Prorocentrum cordatum is the source of this 1017-nucleotide messenger RNA. Lineage: Eukaryota; Dinophyceae; Prorocentrales; Prorocentraceae. The record is from the annotation of a GenBank genome assembly.
AUGUCGGGAGCUGUGUCCGAGGUUGCGCCGCCCAACGACGGCGUCGUUAAGCUGAACUUCCAGGACAUCAAGCGCUACUACAGCCCCGCCAGCUACGGGCCGAGGGGCCUGCCAGACGACGGUGUCCGCGGCCGCCUCAUCGACGGCAAGGCCAUCUCCGCGGAGGUGCGCAGCAUCAUCCGGGCGGAGCUCGAGGAGGUGAGCGCCGCCCAGGCCGACGGCGGGCGCGCCCCGGGGCUGGUGGUGGUGCUGGUGGGCAACGACGCGGCGAGCAAGGUGUACAUCAAGCAGAAGCAGAAGGCUUGCCAGGAAGUGGGCAUCAAGAGCACCCUGCUGGAGCUGCUCGACGACACCUCGCCUGCGGAGCUGCUCGCGACGAUCAGGGGCCUGAACGAGGACGAGACCUGCGACGGCAUCCUCGUUCAGCUGCCGCUGCCCACCCAGUCGCUGCAGGAGGAGCAGUCGGCCAUCCUCGAGACGAUCCGUGCGGACAAGGACGUGGACGGCUUCCACCCCUUCAACCUCGGCCGCCUCGUCACCCGCGAGCCCAAGCUGAGGCCGUGCACGCCCUUCGGCGUGAUGCACCUGCUGUGGAGCACGGGCGUGAACCCGUACGGCCUGCGCUGCGUCGUCGUGGGCGCGAGCAACCACGUCGGGCGCCCCAUGAUGCUCGAGCUCCUGCUGAACGGCGCCUCGGUGCAGAUCGUGCACAGGUUUACGCAAGACCUUGAGGCCGUGGUUCGUGACGCCGAGUGCCUCAUCGUCGCCUGCGGCAAGCCCGGCUUGGUGAAGGGCGAGUGGAUACGGCAGGGCGCCAUCGUAAUCGACGUGGGCAUCAACAGAUUGGAGAGCGGCAAGCUCGUGGGUGACGUGGACUUCGAGUCCGCGAAGCAGCGCGCGGGCUGGAUCACCCCGGUUCCAGGCGGCGUCGGGCCGAUGACGGUGGCGAUGUUGUUGCGCAAUACGGUCACGGCGUACCGUUCCCACACGAAUCGGGGCGUCUCUGGAGGCGCCUGA